Molecule: messenger RNA, 246 nt
Organism: Staurois parvus
Lineage: Eukaryota; Metazoa; Chordata; Amphibia; Anura; Ranidae
Source: the annotation of a GenBank genome assembly
UGUCCCAUCAUUAGUGCCAGUGUGGGAGGAAUAGUGCCCCAUCAUUGGUGUCAGUGUGUGGGAGGAAUAGUGCAACAUCAUUGGUGCCAGUGUGGGAGGAAUAGUGCCCCAUCAUUGGUGUCAGUGGGAGGAAUAGUGCCCCAUCAUUAGUGCCAGUGUGGGAGGAAUAGUGCAACAUCAUUGGUGUCGGUGUGGGAGGAAUAGUGCCCCAUCAUUAGUGCCAGUGUGGAAGGAAUAGUGCCCCAU